Alternaria rosae is the source of this 495-nucleotide messenger RNA. RefSeq names its product putative hyperosmotic protein 21. The transcript is spliced from 2 exons. Gene Ontology annotation, cellular component: nucleus; cullin-RING ubiquitin ligase complex. Gene Ontology annotation, molecular function: ubiquitin protein ligase activity; cullin family protein binding; zinc ion binding. The record is from RefSeq and is a predicted model, not a curated record. Gene Ontology annotation, biological process: protein ubiquitination; ubiquitin-dependent protein catabolic process. Bases 70 to 327 code for a protein of 85 amino acids. NCBI's taxonomy places the organism in Eukaryota, Fungi, Ascomycota, Dothideomycetes, Pleosporales, Pleosporaceae.
AGAAACGUUUCGAGGUCAAGAAGGUCGGCAUCACACAACAGAAGGCAGGAUACAGAGAUAGAAGCUAACAUGACGCAGUGGAACGCGGUUGCUCUCUGGGCUUGGGAUAUCGUCGUCGACAACUGCGCCAUUUGCCGUAACCACAUCAUGGACCUCUGCAUCGAGUGCCAGGCCAACCAAGCCUCCGCCACCAGCGAAGAAUGCACAGUCGCCUGGGGCAUCUGCAACCACGCCUUCCACUUCCACUGCAUUUCACGAUGGCUCAAGACCAGACAAGUCUGCCCGUUAGACAACCGAGACUGGGAGUUCCAAAAGUACGGCCGAUAGACGCUCGCGAAGCCAUGGAGAGUUUGGUUCCAGCAGGGACAAAUAUGGGUCUUGGUUUCAUUCGGACGUCCGGCGUUAGUAGGGCCUUCACAAAAGGGCUAUGAGAGCAUGAAGAAGUAGCAGCGUAGGCGGUCAUCAUCGUCGAAUCAGAUUCCAUUACGAUCAUGA